This is a messenger RNA of Monoraphidium neglectum, 420 nucleotides long. RefSeq names its product putative aarF domain-containing protein kinase. The transcript is spliced from 2 exons. The coding region runs from base 1 to 420 and encodes 139 amino acids. The record is from RefSeq and is a predicted model, not a curated record. NCBI's taxonomy places the organism in Eukaryota, Viridiplantae, Chlorophyta, Chlorophyceae, Sphaeropleales, Selenastraceae.
AUGCGCAGGCGCCUGCUGACGGACUCUGACCCGGCCCUGCGCGACCGCCUGGUCCAGGUGCUGUUCCAGGGCAACAAGUUCCAGUGGGCGCGCCUCACAAACCUCAUCCAGCUCGCCAGGGACGGCCCCGCCAGCAGCGCCGCCAACGCCAACGGCCCGUCAGCGGCCGGCGGCCUCGACCUGUCGGACACCGUGCGCGACGCGGUGCGGCUGGUGCUGACGGACGGGAAGCUGCGCGCGCAGCUGAUCGAGGCGCUGACAGAGGACAAUCGCCUGCACGUGGACGAGGUGGCCAAGCUGGUCGGCAUGCUGGGGCCGGGCGUGGACCCCGCGCGCAUCGUGGGCUCCGUGGUGCGCGACCUGCCCACCCUGAGCCGACAGGUCAUGCUGUCGUGGGCAGACAGGGUGCUGGUGUCGUGA